Molecule: messenger RNA, 2032 nt
Organism: Nelumbo nucifera (sacred lotus)
Lineage: Eukaryota; Viridiplantae; Streptophyta; Magnoliopsida; Proteales; Nelumbonaceae
Product: putative polyamine oxidase 5
Molecular function (GO): polyamine oxidase activity
Source: RefSeq, a predicted model, not a curated record
CAUUUUCUUAUAAACAUGAAUCGAACACCAGCAGCAAACCUGACACAUAUCUGCCUUAUCUCUCCCUUCUGCUCGAGAAACCAGCAGCAAUGGUCGCAAGGAAACCAAGAAUUGUGAUCAUUGGAGCUGGAAUGGCCGGGCUUACAGCGGCUAACAAGCUCUACAAGGCCACAAGAUUGGAAGAGCUCUUCGAGCUUUGCGUGGUCGAAGGUGGGACUAGAAUAGGCGGAAGAAUUGGCACCUCAGAUUUUGGUGGUGACCGUAUUGAAAUGGGUGCAACAUGGAUUCAUGGGAUCGGUGGGAGUCCAAUUCACCAAAUUGCCCAAGAAAUCCAUGCCUUGGACUCCGAGCAGCCAUGGGAAUGCAUGGAUGGAUUCCCUGAUGAAGACCCAGUAACCAUCGCCGAAGGCGGGUUGAGGAUCGACUCACCUGUUGUCGAGCCCAUUUCGAAGCUUUACAGGAAGAUGAUGGAUUUCGCUCAAGGAAAGUUGACUGAAGCUAGUAAGAGCUAUGAUGAAGUUGAUUAUUACAGAAUCGCAACUAAAGCCCUCGAAAAUUGUAAGCGCCGUGGCUAUUUCGGAGAUCUCGGAGUGGGUUUUUUUCUACGCCAGGCACUUGAUGUUUAUUGGGCUCAGGCAGAUGAACGAGAAGACGACAAUUCGUCCGGUAACUGGAGCACAAAGUUGCUUCAGGAAGCCAUCUGUGCGAUGAACGAGAACACCGAAAGGACUUACACUUCGGCCGGUGAUCUGUUGAAACUCGACUUCAAUGCAGAGAGUGAGUACCGUCAAUUCCCGGGUGAAGAGGUAACCAUUCCUAAAGGGUACCUGAGCAUUAUCGAAUCGUUAGCUUCCGUCCUACCAGCUGGUGCCAUCCAACUGGGUAGGAAAGUAAGGAAGAUCGAAUGGAAGCCACAAGGGCUUCGAUCUUCAGAAGUGGAGAAUGGUUGUGACAGUAGUAGGCCCGUGAAGCUCCACUUCGAAGAUGGUUUGACCAUGUUUGCUGAUCAUGUCAUAGUUACAGUGUCCUUGGGGGUGCUGAAAACCGGAAUCCAGGAAGGCUCAGGUUUGUUUGAUCCUCCGCUUCCCUCUUUCAAGACUGAAGCAAUUUCUAGGCUCGGAUUCGGUGUAGUCAACAAGUUGUUUCUUGAAUUGGAUCCAAUCCAUGAUCAAGAAAGUGAGACUUGUGAAAAACUUCCCUUCUUGCAAAUGGUCUUCCACCGGUCUGAUUCCGAGUUAAGGAACCGGAAGAUCCCAUGGUGGAUGAGGAGGACAGCUUCUCUCUAUCCAAUUUACAGAAACUCCAGUGUCCUACUUUCAUGGUUUGCAGGGGAAGAAGCUCUGGAGCUUGAGUCUCUCAGAGAUGAUGAGAUUAUCAACGGGGUUACGAGGACAAUCUCUAGCUUCUUAUCCGAUUCUCAGUCCGGAGGGCUAGUAAACCAUCAGGGAUGCAGCAAUGGGAAUGUGAAUCCUGUCGAGAGCUCCCGAGCUCUUGGGAAAAAAUCAAAACUCAGAAAUGUUCUCAGGAGCCGAUGGGGAACCGACCCUUUGUUCAUGGGUUCUUAUAGUUAUGUAGCAGUCGGCUCGAGCGGCAAUGAUUUCGAUUCCAUGGCAGAGCCAUUGCCGAAAAGCAGCGGCGGUUGCGUAUACGUUGCUUCUCCUCCACUUCAAAUUCUAUUUGCGGGUGAAGCAACACAUAAAACCCAUUAUUCCACUACUCAUGGAGCUUAUUUGAGUGGCGUAAGGGAAGCCAAUAGGCUUCUUCAACAUUAUCAUUCUGGUGGGUUUUCAGAGGUUUAGCACCAUUAAUCAUUCUGGGUUGAACACUUGAAUGAAAGAAACUUCUUUUCCACUUGCUAUUCUUUCACCUUAUUUGCAAGUUGUUUUCUGUUUGAUCUUUUGAUCUUCAAAACAAACCUGUUUGAUAUUAAUGCUCAUCGAAAGACAAAAAGAGAAAUGAAUAAGCUCAUCAGCUUUGUAUCAGUCUCUAUUUAGUUGGGAAUUGAGACAUGUCAAAACGGAGAACUUGGACA